CAUUCACUGUUCGUUUAUUCGGAACACUUCAUUCCCAUCUAAAGGGUUUUAGCUAUUAGAAUUUUACACGAUGGCUGCGGCCGGAAAACUUCUCUGUCGGAUUUCGGGCAUUACAAAGUCUGGAGUAAGGUCAUGUUACACCACAACACGUAAAAAUUUGAUGAUAGACAAAAAUACCAAGGUUAUCUGUCAGGGAUUUACAGGAAAACAGGGAACCAUACACAGUCAGCAGGCUAUUGAGUAUGGGACUAGAAUGGUUGGCGGUGUGUCCCCUGGUAAGGGUGGCCAGGUUCACUUAGGUCUCCCUGUCUUUAACUCAGUCCAAGAGGCUAAGGAUAAAACGAACUGUGAUGCUUCCGUCAUCUAUGUGCCACCACCAUUUGCAGCUGCAGCCAUUGUUGAAGCCAUUGAUGCAGAAAUCCCACUAGUUGUCUGUAUCACAGAAGGAAUUCCCCAGCAAGACAUGGUCAAAGUCAAACACAAGCUUGUACGACAGAAUAAAACUAGACUCAUUGGACCCAAUUGUCCGGGCAUUAUUAAACCUGGAGAAUGCAAGAUUGGAAUCAUGCCAGGUCACAUUCACCAAAGGGGGCGUAUUGGAAUCGUGUCCAGAUCCGGAACCCUGACCUAUGAAGCUGUCCACCAGACCACCAUGACCGGGUUGGGUCAGACCCUGUGUGUGGGCAUUGGAGGAGAUCCUUUCAAUGGAACCAACUUUGUAGAUUGCCUGGAGGUGUUCCUAGCAGACCCAAAGACAGAAGGAAUUAUACUAAUUGGUGAAAUUGGUGGCGGAGCCGAAGAAAAAGCAGCAGAAUACCUCAGAAACAACAACUACGGUCCUACUGCCAAGCCUGUUGUGUCCUUCAUUGCUGGGCUGACUGCCCCACCCGGUAGGAGAAUGGGCCACGCAGGUGCUAUCAUUGCCGGUGGUAAAGGAGGGGCCGACGAAAAAAUAGCAUCCCUGAAGGAAGCUGGUGUAACGGUCACAAUGUCUCCAGCGGAAAUAGGAAAAACUAUGUUAGAGACUCUCUAUCCACCAGUUGAAGUCGAUGGAGGUCCUGAGGUAUAAACGACACUAACAGAGAAUGGGAGGAGGUGAUCACUAAUGACGUCACGUGAUGAGUUAAUGAGGACAACAAAUCGAUCUGUCGGUGAAAUACCAACCAUUGAAUUUAAAAAAAAAAGAUGUGUGAUUUAUUAUAAAACCGCUUUGGUAUGAAACUAUUAAAAUAUCUGUGGAAUUAAGCAAAUGAUGAUUACUCAUGCAUUGAUGAUGAAAUCACUAAAUACCAAUGUUUCUGCUGCAUAGCGCUGCUUCUGUAUAAUUAUACUUCGUAAGAAAAAAAGUGUUGAAAUUUAUGUUAUUAGAAUUUUGGAGAAAUGAUUAUUUAUUAUGGAAUUGAUAUUGAAUGAAUAAAAAAAGUAUUUUAUCUUCCGUCGGAAGAAUGAAUGAU
This is a messenger RNA of Magallana angulata, 1454 nucleotides long. RefSeq names its product succinate--CoA ligase [ADP/GDP-forming] subunit alpha, mitochondrial-like. NCBI's taxonomy places the organism in Eukaryota, Metazoa, Mollusca, Bivalvia, Ostreida, Ostreidae. Gene Ontology annotation, cellular component: succinate-CoA ligase complex (ADP-forming); mitochondrion. Gene Ontology annotation, biological process: tricarboxylic acid cycle. The record is from RefSeq and is a predicted model, not a curated record. The transcript has 10 exons. The coding region runs from base 71 to 1069 and encodes 332 amino acids. Gene Ontology annotation, molecular function: succinate-CoA ligase (GDP-forming) activity; succinate-CoA ligase (ADP-forming) activity.